Molecule: messenger RNA, 5268 nt
Organism: Anoplopoma fimbria (sablefish)
Lineage: Eukaryota; Metazoa; Chordata; Actinopteri; Perciformes; Anoplopomatidae
Gene: otud4
Product: OTU deubiquitinase 4
Biological process (GO): negative regulation of toll-like receptor signaling pathway; protein deubiquitination; regulation of protein K48-linked deubiquitination
Molecular function (GO): cysteine-type deubiquitinase activity; K63-linked deubiquitinase activity
Source: RefSeq, a predicted model, not a curated record
GCUCGCUAAGCUAGCUGCGCUUACUUUCGCUUUCACACGGUCGGCAGCGCCUCUCUGGAACCAGCUGGGCUUCCUGGGAAACGAAACCAGCCGCCGUGCUCUCGGUGUUCGCUGUCAGAUGAAGAUAUUCCACAACUGUCUGAGCAGGUUUUAUAACUUUACACCCGCUGUUUGUGUUCAAUAUUAACCCUUAAAAACAGACACGGAGCUAGCUGGUGUUAGCUCCCCGGUGCUAGCAUGGACGGCGUGAGGAGGAGCGAGGAGAGAGGAGCAGAGAAGCUGAUGGAUGAAUACCUGAAAACGAUCGACCUGCACCGGAAGAAGGUCGCCAAAGACGGAUCGUGUUUGUUCAGGGCGGUGGCGGAGCAGGUGCUGCACUGCCAAAGCCUGCACACUGAAGUCAGGGCCAAGUGUGUGUCGUUCCUGAAGGAGAACCGAGAGAGCUACGAGGCGUUCAUUGAAGGAGACUUUGAGGAGUAUCUCUUCAAACUUCAAGACCCUCAGCAAUGGGUGGGGGAGGUGGAGAUCAACGCUCUGGCCGUCAUGUACAAGAGAGACUUCCUGAUCUUCCAGGAACCCGGAAAGCCGGCCGUCAACAUCACAGACAACAACUUUAAAGACAAGGUUCGGUUGUGUUUCCUGAACGGGAAUCACUACGACAGCGUUUAUCCCGUCAGCCACAUCAAAGACGCCGCUCUCUGCCAGUCCAUCCUGUACGAGGUUCUGUACGACGGCGUGUUCAACGUGGAGCGCGGUUCUCUGGGUUCCUGUCAGCGGGUCAGUCGACAGUCUGACUUCCUGAGCGACGACAACAUGAACGCCUGCGUCAGCAGCAGGACGACGGACCUGGAGACCAGCGAGCCGCUCUGGGUAGAAAAUGGAACGAGCACGACGACUACGAGACACAACAACCAGAGGGGCCGUGGGCGUGGCCGUCUUCUUCCUGAGAGGGUGAGGCGUUCACUGAACCCGACUCUGUUCAGGAAUGUUGAGUACGACGUCUGGCACAAGUCCAAGAGAGCUCAGCAGAAGAUGGAUUAUUGUAUCGCUGCCGGGAUGCAGUUCAUUGUAGGAGACCGCUGUCAGGUUCGUCCGGAUGGAGGUGGGCGGAGCUACAGCGCCACCAUCAAGGAGGUUUCUCCCAACAACGGACCAGUGACCGUUUAUAUAGAAGAACUGGGAACCAGGAAACAGGUCGCUCUGUGGAGUCUCCGUCCUCCCAACGACGAGAGCAGCUGGAGCACCGUGGUGAACCGGGACAAGAGGCUCAGCAACGGACACGGAGAGUGGGAGGAGAGGGGUAGAGGAAGAGGCCGAGGGAAGAACGUGGUCGCAGCGGCAGCAGCGGCAGCAUCAUCAGCAUCAUCCCCCGCCUCGGUUUCCAUGGCAACGGCCCCGGGCUCCAGCGGGCGUGUCCUGAAGCAGAACUCGUGGCCCCCGCAGGCCACCGUAGAGGAGCAGGCAGGGACGAAGGCCACCAGGAAGUCUGUGAGCUCCGUAGACGCUCCGUUCGGUCUGACGGAGAAGCAGCGUUUGGCCAAAGAGAAGGAGGAGAGGAACGUGGCGCUGGUGGAGAUCCAGCUCAGAGACGAGAACAGCUUCCCCGCCCUCGGAGGUGACGGAGGGAAGAGGAAGGCUGCGGAGAAGAGACGAUACCAGAAUACCAAGACGAAAAGUCCGGUUGAAGACGUCGUUUCUUCGUCUCCGUCUGCUGGAGAAAGACCCAAAUCCUCCACCCCUCCUCCUGCAUCCGCUGCUGCUGCCAGUACUACUGCGAGUUCUACUGCGAGUACUACUGCGAGUACUACUGCGAGUACUACUGCGAGUACUACUGCGAGUACUACUGCGAGUACUACUACGAGUACUACUGCUACUACUGCUCCCCCCAACCCCUCCCUCCCUGCUGCCAAACCUCCUCCUGCUGCUCCGUCUGUACACUCACAGUCGUACGCUGUAGCUACUACUCAGAUUUCUCCUCCUCUUCCUCCUGCUGCUCCGAGCAUCAAACCCCCGGUCUCCGGUGUCACAGUUCCUCCCUCCGUCCCGUCCUCUGCCACCUUCUUCCUCCCCCCUGCUCUCGCCGCUGCCUCCUCACCCCCACCUCCCGUCUCCUUCUUUUCCUCGUCUCCUCCCCUCUCUCUUCCUCCUAAGUCCUCCCCUUCGCCUCCUCCCUCCUCGUCUCUUCCUCCUCCCACUUUCAUCGCCCCCAUUGCUCCUUCUGCCGCCGCCGCUCAGGGCUUCCUCCCUCCUUCCUCUCUCCCCCGUUCCUCCCCCAGUCCACCCUCCUUCCCUUCCUCCUCUCUUAUCCACCCGGCUGCUCAAGUCCGUGAGGCUGCUCCACCUUCAGCACAGAGUUCGUUACCAAACAUCGGAGCUCCUCCGUCUGCAUCUCACACCUCCCAGUCCCAGAUUCACCCUCCGAUGCCCCCAAACCAGAACCAGAUCUCUGCGUCCCAGACCCGGACCCAGACCUCCGUAACCCCGGUAGAGAACCAGACCCAGAAUGCCAAGAUCCAGAUGCCCCAGAUGCAGACUGAAGCCCAGCAGCACCAACCUCAGUCCCACGUCCAGGUCCAGGCCUCUGUCCUCCAGCCCCCCCUCCCUCUGACCCAGUACCCCCCACAGUCCCAGUCCGAGGUGGCCCAGGUCCAGUCCUCUCAUCCGGGUCCUUCCUCUCUGCAGCUCCAUUGGUCCUUCCUCUCUGCAGCUCCUCACCUCCACCCCCAGCCUCCUCACCCCUCCCAACUCCCCCAUCCCUCCCCCUCUCUCUCCACCCUCCAGACCCCCAACACCCAGAUCCAAACAGAGACCCAGCACCCUCAGCCUCACCCGCCUCAUCACCCCCAGCUCCAGGCAGCACCCCCGCCUCACCCCCAGUCCAUCCCAGUAGGAGCGGUCCCCCUGCAGCAGCUCUCCCAGCUCUACCAGGACCCCCUUUACCCCGGGUUCCCUCAGGGGGAGACGGGGGAGAUCGCUCUGACUCCCCUCUUCUCCUCCAGCAAAUCAGGAGACGACCUGCCGCAAGAUCUCAACAUCUUGAAGUUUUUCUUUAACUUGGGCGUCAAGGCCUACACCAUGCCCAUGUACCCCCCCUGCAUCUACCUCUUCCCCCUCCAGCAGACCCACGCCAUGCACCCCGGCUCCCCUCCCGCUCCCCUUCCCCCUCCCCCACCCCCACACUACCCCCCUCCAGGCUCCCGGAGGCCUACCCUCACCCCCUCACCCUCCGUACCCGCCCACUUCAGCGUCCAUGCCGCCGCAGUACGACCACCAAGCCCCGCCCUCCGAGCCCCCCGCCCCGGUGACCCCCACUUCCCCCAGGCCGGGUACCCUUACUCCCAGCCUCCACCCCACAGGAUGCCCUCACCCUCGUCGUCGUGGCAACAGCACCAGAUGCCCCCUCAGAGAAACCCCAGCUACCCAGGCGGGUAUCCCAACCCAACUCAAUCAUAUCGGGCUACCCCACCCUUGUCUCAGGGGUACCACCAAGCUCAGGGCCACGGACACCUGAUGUACCCCCAUUACCCCCCCUCCUCUCUGGGGUAUCAGUCCUCAUCGGCCCCUGAAGACCUCCAGGCGAGUCGGGACCCGAUGGAGCAGCGUCAGCCCUCCAACGGGGACGCUAUGCACGGCAGAGUCCCGGUUCCUCUGGAGAAUCCGGCUGCAGCUAACGUGGCUAAUGCUAACAACAACAGAACGGUGGUGGUUCCUGGAUUUGCCCUCAAGAAGGAGCAGGGAGACAGUUUGACCCGAGCAGUGCUGCUGGUGGACCCGCCGUUCAACAACACACCCAUAAUCACGCUGGUUUCAAAACCCGACAUCAAAGACGUCUCCAUGACGACCAUGAGACCCGGCAGCUCCCCCGGCUCGCCGUCGCCUUACGACAUCAUCUCCAAGACGCCCGUCUCCGUCGACAACAACCCCUCCCGCGGUUACCGUGGUUACCGAAGACAACCUCCCCCCACCUACGUCUCUCUGGGGCCUCCGGAGCCGAGCCAGGUGGGUUACAUGCCCAACGUCAGCAUGGCGGAGUCCCUGUCGGUGGGCUGCAGCACCGAGGACGACUGGGACGAGGCGGCGGGAUUCAAACCGACAACCCUGAACCACAGAGGGCCGAGGAGGAGCCACCGGGGCGGCAGAGGGAGGGGGGGCUACGAUGCAGGGAGGGGGGGCAACAGGAGGAGGCACGGAGGAGACGCGGACUUAAGCUACAUGCAGUUUAGCCCCUCCCACAGGGGGCGGGGCCGGGAGAGAGGAUACUAGCUCUCAGCCAAUCAGAGGAGAGGACACUGGAAGGUGAUUUUGUUUGUUUUUCUUUCCUCGCUGCUGAAAGUUAAGACGAAAUCUUUAUCACUGUUAUGUCUCGAUGCAAAAAAAUUUACGCUACUGCUAUUAGCCACUUAGCAUAAAGACUCUAGUCCUUAUGCUAAGCUAAGUUAACCGUCUUUAGCGUAACGUUUACCGUGCACACACGAGCAAAAUCUAUUUUAUCAUCUCACAAUAUUUACGACAAAAUACAGAAGCUAUCAGCCAGUUAGCUUAGCAUAAAGACUCUUGUCCUUAUGCUAAGCUAAGUUAACCGUCUUUAGCGUCAUGUUUUCCAUACACACGAGUGAAAUUUAUUUUAUCAUCUCACAAUAUUUUCCGACAAAAUACAGAAGCUAUUAGCCAAUUAGCUUAGCAUUUAGUUAAGCUAACUGGCUAAUAUUUUCACAUUUCGCCAUACGAACAUGAGUGCAAUCCAUUUUCUCAUCUAACAACAUUUCCCUCAAAGAAAAUAUAGAUAUUUCUUUAAUAGGAAGUAAAGUGUCCGACUCUCUAGCAUCCCCUCGAACGCUUCGCAUGUCGGUAAAUACUUCAAGCACUUCGGCUAGCACUGUGAGCUAAACGCAAACAAUUAAAGCGACAAAACUGAGAUUUAUUAUAAUAAAAUCUAAUUUUUUGAACGGCUUUUUUGAGUUGAAUUGCUGCUGUCUAAAUGACUCUGAUUAAAGAGUUUUUUGCGGACUUUAUAUCUUCGGUGUUUAUUUUUUUAAUGGCUGCUCGUGUCCUUUUAUGUAUUCGUCUCUCUGGUUUAUUUUUCGUUCCCUCGUCUCGUUUAAUCAACUCUAGAGAAUCAGUGCCUUACUUUUGCUACUUUUUACCGAUUCAUUUGUUUUUGUUUUGUUUAUUCUUCCGGGUUUGAGAAUCACUGCUGUACAGAACUAAAGGCUGUUUGUGUUGGAUUUUUUCUAUGCGAUUGAUUAAAUAAAACUUUGGUUCAGAUAA